AUGUAUAAAUGGGACGAUUCUCUUGCCACCUCUGCCCAAGACUAUGCCAAUACCUGUCCAGAAUCACUCUCCCAACCAUCUGGAGAGAACAUCUACUUCGGAUACGAUUCAACUGACAAAAACACUGUGGAUUACUUUGGACCAAGAUCCUCGCAAGUUUGGGAAGAGGAGUUCGUAAAAUUCGGAUGGAAUUCCACUACGAUGGAUGAUAACGCCUCCAACAUAAAAGAGGCAACUCAGAUGGUUUGGGCUUCGACAAGCUCAAUUGGGUGUGGAGUGAAGGUUUGUCCAAAGGACCCGUCCCAUAACGACAUGUUCAAGUAUGUUGUGGUGUGCCAUUAUGAGCAACCAGGAAACGUGAAGGGCCGUGAGAUUUAUAAGGAAGGAAAGACCUGCUCUACUUGCUAUACUGGAUUGACUUGUGAGACUGCAACUGGAUUGUGUGUUUAA
Caenorhabditis briggsae is the source of this 450-nucleotide messenger RNA. Bases 1 to 450 code for a protein of 149 amino acids. The transcript is spliced from 4 exons. NCBI's taxonomy places the organism in Eukaryota, Metazoa, Nematoda, Chromadorea, Rhabditida, Rhabditidae. The record is from RefSeq and is a predicted model, not a curated record.